Messenger RNA from Acaulospora colombiana, 663 nucleotides. NCBI's taxonomy places the organism in Eukaryota, Fungi, Glomeromycota, Glomeromycetes, Diversisporales, Acaulosporaceae. The record is from the annotation of a GenBank genome assembly.
AUGGUGGCAAAGGAAUGCGAAGACAAAGGAGCCACAUCCAAAGUGCUGUGCGUUGAUAUUUCAGAUACCGAUAACUUGACCAAGGCGCUAGAAGAUUUUGAUGAUCAACAUCCAAUUGAUCUCUUGUUUGCGAAUGCUGCCAUAACUCGGGGAACCCAUGACGAUGAUGACGCAACAGAAUGGGAGGAUCUAUGGAAACAGAUUAUCGACGUAAAUUAUUCGGGAAAUGUUUGUACCGUGAUGACUGUAUACAAAAGAAUGAGAAAGCGGAAUUCUGGUCAGAUCGCAAGUUUCUUUGGCUUCCCGAAUGGAUGUUGGUACAAUUCCACCAAAUCGGCCUUAAAUUCAUUUGCACGUGAUCUCAGAUACAUUGCAAAACCACAUAACAUACGUGUUUCCCUGAUCACACCGGGCGCAAUUGCCACGAACAUGACUUUAAAUAGCAAAUUCAAAGUGCACCCCUUUGUUCUCAACGACUCGGCUGGAUUGGCCAAUGUCAUUAGAGAGCAAUUGGAAUCGAACGUUUUUUGCAUCGUUUGGCCAUUCCAUCAAAUGUUAUUCGCCUGGGUUUUGUCGACUUUCCCGCCUAGAGUUUCGAUUCUGAUUUCCUGGAUUUAUGGAAGACUCAUUGAGAAAUUUCACGGAAUAACCAAUUAUUCUUAA